CUCGCGUAGUCAUCGCAAUACGUGCGACGUCGUCGUCGUCGUCGUGUUUUAUCUUUAAAAUACAACUUUGUACUAAAAUUUAGUGUUAUUAGUAUUAAUAAAUAAAAUAUCUUACAAACAUAAAUCAUUGAACAAACGAUUGAGUUUUCUGCUUGUUAUAAACAGUUUAUUGUGAUUGUUUGAAUAAAAUAAUAUAUAGCUGUCACGUGCCGACACAUCAUUUUCUAUAGAUUUUGAACUGUACGGUGAACGCAAUUAAGGUGGACAAGUCACAUUUAUUGUUCAUCGUAAACAAGAGAUGGAAGACUCAGAGCCUACCAAUGAUGUAGAAAUCAAGAAUCGCAAAUUCGGGAUAACUUUAGAGCCAGUAAUGUUGUUAAUAAAUAUCGGAAUACAUGCAAACCUGAUGGUGCAAACUAAUUUAUUCGAAGAACGUGUAUGCCUUCAUAGUGAUCUCGGACAAAAUAAGUCUGUGAAUUGUUACAAUAUGACUGCAGCAGAACAAGAAAUAAUUCAGCCAGCUGCGGCAAAUUUUUUAAUGUUUAAAAAUCUGAUAGAAACAUUUGUGCCAUGUCUGAUGACAUUAUUUUUAGGUGCCUGGAGUGAUGUAAACGGUCGUAAACCUUUGUUAUUAUUAGCUAUCUCAGGUAUAGUUAUAUCUAACUGUAUGUUCAGUGCAUUUUCUACAAUACCAAGCCUGUCUCCUGAAAUGUUUUUGCUGUGCAGCCUACCGGUUGCUGUAAGUGGUGGAACUGGUGCAUUGUAUUUAGCUGCAUUUUGUUAUAUUGUUGAUAUCAUCGAUAACAAAUCAAGAGCUUUCAGGAUUGUUGUUUUAUACACAUUUAUCGAUUUUGGAUCAAUACUUGGAUCUGUAUUGAGUACAAUAUUGUAUAGUAGCUCUACUACUUACGUUUAUUGCCUUUCAUCGUUUGUUUCGAUAGCUGGACUUCUGUAUACGUAUAUUUUUCUUAAGGAAUCAGUAGUCAUUAAAAUGGGAGCGAAUUCAAAACUUUUUAACAUCCAACUAAUAAGAGAUUUGUGGCAAACUGUUAAGAAACAACGAUUAGGUUACUUGAGAUGCGUAAUUAUACUGUCUGCAGUGUCGUUAACUCUUAAUUUAAUCGUUAUGUUUGGUGAAGGAACGUAUAUGUACAUGUACUUACAGAAACAAUUUUCGUGGACGUUGGAAAAAUUUUUACCGUUUCGUGCGUCUAUGACACUAUUACAUGCCAUCGUUCCCGUAAUCGUUGUGUACGUGCUCAACGCCAAACUACAAAUUCCCGAGAUGUAUAUUGUUACCGCUAUUACAGCCAUAGGAAUUUUCGAAAAGAUUUGUUUCGCGUACUCGAUUUACGAAUGGCAAUUAUACGCCGCGGAAGCUGUUGGAAGCACCGUGUAUGCAACACAAACGUUGAUACGAUCUCAAUUAUCCAAAAGUUUUCCGUCCGAAGAAAUAGGUAAAAUAUUAACAUUCAUAAGUCUGGUUGAAUCUCAUGGAUUAUUACUAUACUCGCCGAUAUACAACACCAUCUACGUUGCAACAGUCCAGAAUUUUGCCAAUUGUAUAUUUUUCUUUUCGGCAAUACUUGGCAUAUUUAUGCUUGGCUUAUUCGGAACAAUAUUAUUCUUACUUUCAAGAAGCGUCAAACCUGAUGAUUGUUUAAUCGAAAACUAAUUUUAACUACCACAACAACAAAUAUUUUAUGUAGGUACAUAAUAUAAUAUAAUUGUUUUUUAUUUUACAAUGAGAAUUACAAUACCCAUUAUAUCUUA
Molecule: messenger RNA, 1773 nt
Organism: Rhopalosiphum padi (bird cherry-oat aphid)
Lineage: Eukaryota; Metazoa; Arthropoda; Insecta; Hemiptera; Aphididae
Product: probable peptidoglycan muropeptide transporter SLC46
Exons: 10
Coding region: 299-1675 (458 amino acids)
Biological process (GO): transmembrane transport
Cellular component (GO): membrane
Molecular function (GO): transmembrane transporter activity
Source: RefSeq, a predicted model, not a curated record